AUGGAUCCAUUUGUUCUCCUUCUUCUUCUUCUUUUUCUCAUGUCUCUGUCCAGUUACCCAUUUAUGCUCAAUGCCCAAUCUCCAACUAUCUCUCGGAUCAGUGUAGUAGGAGUUGUUUAUUGUGAUACAUGCUCAAGCAGCACAGUCUCUAAACAGAGCUACUUCUUGCAAGGUGUUGAGGUUCACAUACAGUGCAGAUUCAGAGCAACCUCACCAAAAACAAACGAAGAGAUAAGCUUCUCGGUGAACAGAAGCACAGACCAAUAUGGAGUAUAUAACUUAGAUAUACCGUCAGUUGAUGGAGUUAACUGCGUGGAUGGUUCAUCAAUUGUGUCACUCUGCGAAGCAAGCUUGAUUGGGAAGAACUCAUCUUCGAGUUGCAAUUGCAAUGUUCCAUUUGUGAAAAGCACAACACGUGAGAUAUCACUCAAAUCAAAACAAGAUAACCUAUGUAUAUACAGCUUGAGUCCUCUGAGUUACACUCCUUCUCAGAAGAACACUACUUUAUGUAGACGUCAGAAAAAUCCCUAG
Messenger RNA from Gastrolobium bilobum, 531 nucleotides. Its product is annotated as olee1-like protein. The coding region runs from base 1 to 531 and encodes 176 amino acids. The record is from RefSeq and is a predicted model, not a curated record. The transcript is spliced from 2 exons. NCBI's taxonomy places the organism in Eukaryota, Viridiplantae, Streptophyta, Magnoliopsida, Fabales, Fabaceae.